GCCUUUAGGGAAGUUAUUAGAGCUGGUUAUUUGCAUGUGAAAACUCGAAUCCUCAGCUGGUGUUAGGUUCCCACAGAGACUCGCAGGUAAGUACACCUUUGCUUUCACUCGUUGUUUCCCUCCUUGUUGGUGCUGUUUUGUUGGCUCGGAUAGGCAGACGUCGCCUUGCUCUUUGCUGUCCCCAGUUAUUUACUGUCACACUGAGACCCGCUGGAAUUACACUGAAGUGCCAUGGGAGUUCGCCGGUGGAUUUGAUAAGAACUGCUACAGUAAGUCAAACUGAGAAACUCCCACACGUGUGACUGAAACUUACUUUUUAAAAAGAACACUGUUACUUUCUGUCUCCAUCUGUGUCUUAGUCAUACAGCUGAAGCCACUGACAGCCUGAAGUUAUAAACACAAUGUAAGACUUGUUCUGGCAUGUCACUGAAAGACGCAAUUUCAUUGACACUCCACAGUAGCUUUUUUCAUUGAAUGAUCUGUGGGGCUCAUACUGUAUAUGUGUGUUUUUGCCCAAAUAUAAUGUAUGCUUUCAAUAUAUAUAUACUACUUGUUAGAUAUCUGCUGAGAGUUAUAUGGCUCCCUUGGAGAAAAGAUGUAGCCUACAAGGUAAUCUGUUUUCGGGGAAGUUAAAACAACAUGCUGUACGCAGGUCACUUUAUUAACACAGGAGCUGUGUAGGCACUGUCCAAUGGAACCUCAAGGCAAUGUACACUAUGACCAGUGGCUUCUGAGGUGGCUAGAAGUGUUCUGUACACACUGUUUCAUGGUUUAUGGCCAUUCAGAAGCUGGACCUUAUUUAUUCACCUGUGACAGAUGUAAUGAAUCCUUUGUAUUAUACCAUUGAUAAAUUGUCUGACUUAAUUUUACUGCUACUAUCAGUGAUAAUCGUUGUUAAUGACUUGAGCGAAUACUUAACAGCAAUGACCUCAGCUGUUAAUUUAAUUCUGAAUUGUUUAGGUUUGUGGUGCGUAAAGUGAUUAUUGAAUCAGAGUGAUUGUCGGUUGGCUUAAUUUGAGAGAUGAGACAAUUUAAAAUGACCCAGGCUUGUAGAACUUGGGCAGUUUAUUGAAUUAGAUUGACCAUCAGUUUCCUAAAGUUUGUAGGUGAGAUAAAGUGUCUCAGUGUAGUUGUAAUUUUUAGCUAAGAUGUGAAUGAUUCAUGUCAAACUUAAGGGUAUUAAAAUCAACCUUCAUAUCAGUAUACAUGCCUGUUAUAUUUAUAAUUUGAAUUGUAAAUAGUUGGUUUUUGUUUCACUUUCAAAAAUGUAAAAACAACUGACAAUGACAGUGACGAUGACAAAUUUGCCGACAAGGGCUUUGACGUACAAAAACCCAUCCAUCACACUCAUGGAGAGACAAUUGGUCUUCUAGUUGAACAAGUUGAACAUUUUCCAGGUAAGGGUGUUUGUGCUACAUGUCCCCUCUGGUAUAGUUACCAGACAAAUCAGGACAAGCUCUCUCGUUCCUUCUUGCACUUGGUAUCAUGUGAGCUCAAGUGCCUCCAGACUUACUGCCCUUGUGCUCACCUAUUCCCUCCAGUCUCCUGAGGUCACAUGUUUAAGACUGUGUAUGUGUGUGUGUUUAAUACUCUAGAACAGUUGGAGGUUGUCUGUUAAAAGAAUCACACAAUAAUCUGAUUGUCCACUUUCGCUUCUGAUUACAAAUGAUUUAUGUAGGAUGAGUGAAGAUGCUAACCCAUGACCCUUUACAGGGCAUAGUAAUGAUAGUGAGGGUCUACUGGCUGAUUGCAUAAUUGAUGGCAAAUCACAGCAAAGAUGGGGCUUGCCCGCUCCCAGGCUAAUAUUCCACACUAGACUUGUGUCAUCAUAGCUAAUGCUCAGCCAUCUUUUUCACUUGUUCUGGCUUUCAGUAGUAGUUUCAAAGAUUCAGUAGUAGUUGCAAAGAUUCAGUAGUAGUUUUAAAGUUUCAUUAGUUCUGGUUCAACGCGGAAUAGACAUUUCUCCACUGUUGUUUCCAUCAGUGUUGAUCCAAUAUUUGCCACGCAUUGUCCUCUCAUCAUUGCGAACAUUAAAAUGGCUAUGCCAGGAAAUGGGUGUCCAAAAUGUUGUUGUUAAUAUGAUCAUAAAUCAAUAUUCAAUUAUUUUGACUUAAUUUAUCAGUUCCCGGAUGUGAUUAUUCAACAUCUUUUUAUCUUGUUUCAUAGGGUUGUGACCUUUACUGAAAAGCGCAGGUGCCUUCUGCCCCAGCCAUGCUGGAGUCCCAUCUCUCCGUGCUCUCCUCUAUUCACGAUGAGGACACCUAUGUGCAGCCGCACUACCGGGAGGCGUACCGGUUGGCCAUCGACGCCCUCGUCAGUAGCGGCCAGGACGCCUACCGGGAGGUCCUCAAAGCUGACCGGGUCGGCAGCUUCCUCUCGGAGGACGAGCUCCUCUUCAUCGCCCGGAGUACUGAGCAGCCCGAGGUGGGCAACCACUUGGGAGAGGUCGAUGGCUCCCCGGACAGUCCGCCUUCGUCCGGCACGUACUGGCCCACGCACUCGGACGUGGAGACCCCCAACCUGGAGCUGGGCUGGCCCGACAUCAUCCACGAGAAUAUCCAGACCAACGUGGAGCUCCUGUUUCACCCGCCCAGACUAAACAGCCCCACCAUAAAGGAGGUGAUUCGGAAACACAUUCAGGAUGCCCAGGAGGUCAUUGCCAUCGCCAUGGAUGUCUUCACCGACGUGGAUAUAUUCAGGGAGAUUGUGGACGCAUCCAUGAGAGGAGUCCUUGUCUAUGUCCUCUUGGACCACUCUCAGUUCCAAAGCUUCCUCACUAUGGCAGAGAGUCAAGACAUUCAAAUACGCAAGCUGAGGAACAUGCGGGUCCGCACGGUGAAAGGACAAGACUACCUCUGUCGAACGGGAGCAAAGUUUCAUGGGAACAUGGAACAGCGGUUUCUGUUGGUCGACUGCAAGACUGUGUUCUUUGGAUCCUACAGCUUCAUGUGGUCCUAUGAGAAGAUCAACCUGAGCAUGAUUCAGGUUAUAACUGGCCAUCUGGUGGCAUCUUAUGACGAGGAGUUUCGAACUCUUUACGCGCGCUCCACCGCCCCCCUGGAGCUGGCUUCUCUCGACAACCAGCUGGGUGAGACGAGGCCGAGUGGCAAAGUGGAGAUGUGUGGACCUCAGGCCUUCAAUAGAAAGUACCACCUGCGUCACACUCUCAAUACCGUCUACAAGCAAACCUGUGAGAGGCAAGGCUUCGGGAGUCACAUGGCAGGCAUUGAGGAACAACUGCCCGAUUACGACCCGCGCAGUCAUGAGCCAAUAAUUCAUCAACGGCCGUGUGAUUACACAUCAGCGACAGAUGCCACAAGUUUCCUGAAAAGGCACAGCUACGCUGGAGAAAGGCAGGAGGUCACUUACACUCCUCCCUACACGAGGUUUGGAGCCAGCAACUGGAAUGUGGCAGAGAACAGAGGAGGCAACAGACACCACAUCCCUGGUGGUUUCAAUGACCCACAAUAUCGCGCUCCUCCGUUUGACAACAUCCAGCGGAACUCCAACAUACGUCAGACUUACCAUGGCAAUGGAGCACAUUUCAUGUCCACACAGCAGAACAAGCCCAGUUUUGAGCAGAUGUCCAAGUCAAUCAUGCGUGAUAGGAGGGUAGAGUCCUACCUAAGUAACAGUGGUGCCCCCAUCCCGGAGAGCCAUGAAUACAUGGACCAGUUUGAUGUACCUGACAUCAAGCCUGCUUUGCAUCUGCACUCCCGCCUGAGAUCUUCAAUUGUUUUCACGUCCGCCAUUCCCGAGCAACCGGAGAUAAAUGGGUACACAGACAUCUCUUCAAAGUCUGUAAGGCGUAGUGACCAGUAUGGCUUGGCACCCAGUAAAUACGUACAGUCACCCCCCUCCAUGAAGUGGAAUCAAUCUGAGGCGGUGGACUACAAAGGAAUGCACGAGAACUUCAUGCUGAGGAGACGCAGUCUGCACAUAAACGAUGAGCCAUUGCCCUCUGGGAACUGUAGUUCGGGAAGAGACUAUUAUUACGCCAGUCUAGGUAGAAAUGGAGGGAGAACAGUAUGCAAGGACCAGGAUACCCUGCAAGAAAACGGAUUUAAGAGACACAGUGUGGCUGUCGGAGGCAGAGAGUCUUCAAGUCACAUGUAUGGUGUGCUAAUGAGGGAGCGUGAGGAAAGAAAAACAGCUAGAGCAAACAUGGGAAGCAGGGGGUUUGCUGAUAACCUGAGUGGAGAUCAAAGAUCCAUCUCCAAUGUGUCCUCUCCAAAGAUCCAUAGUGAUUCCAAAGGGACUGCAGAGAGCAAACCUUCCUCCGAGUCAACAUGCCAGGAGCCCCCUUCCAGGACUUCAUCCGCCACCCUGUUGGAACUGCGAGACAAAGAGCGAGCUAGGCCCAGCGUCAUCGGCUCGCCACAGUUCUUCAAAAGGAAAAUCAAAUCUCUCCUCAACAUAUCUGAGAAGAGAGAUACCUCGCCCAAGAGCAAGGGCAGAUUGCACCUCAAAGUGGGGGUAGGCAGCUCUGACACGUUAGUCUCCGAGGAUGAAGAGCAGGGCGGUGAUGGAGAGAGGAAGGAGCGCAGCGACACGGCCAGCUCAGCAAGGACCACGGGGAGCCCCGGCCGCUUGAGGUCUCAUGGCCCGAAUGAUGUGGGCCGAUCGUCAGCGCCUCGUUUCAACACGGAGGAGGUUGGCCUGAGGCCGGCUGCAGGUCACGACGUUCCAAAACCACCAAGUCAGCCUUCUAGUGAUCACAGCAUUAGGUCAAGCGUCACGGCACGAGAGCUCAGGCGCAGGGAUCAAUAUGGAGACAGCAGACUGUACAGUCGUUUUGAAUCCUCCAACGGACCAGAGAAGCGGCCAUCGGGCUACAGUCAGCAAAAUGAAUCAAGAACAAGCAGCCCAGCCAAUGACAGACACAGGGGCUCUACCUCUGUCAAAAAGGACUAUUCAGACAAAACAAAUCACUCAGACCUCCAUACCCAUUCCUGCCACGACAACAAACUGGGCCGACUGUUCCAGCGAGUUGGAAAUUUCAUCCAUAAAAAGACGUAA
Messenger RNA from Clupea harengus (Atlantic herring), 5019 nucleotides. RefSeq names its product family with sequence similarity 83 member B (gene sack1b). Lineage: Eukaryota; Metazoa; Chordata; Actinopteri; Clupeiformes; Clupeidae. The transcript is spliced from 4 exons. Gene Ontology annotation, cellular component: cytoplasm; membrane. The coding region runs from base 2212 to 5019 and encodes 935 amino acids. Gene Ontology annotation, molecular function: protein kinase binding. The record is from RefSeq and is a predicted model, not a curated record. Gene Ontology annotation, biological process: signal transduction.